Messenger RNA from Aspergillus pseudonomiae, 1548 nucleotides. Its product is annotated as FAD-dependent oxidoreductase. Bases 1 to 1548 code for a protein of 515 amino acids. The record is from RefSeq and is a predicted model, not a curated record. Gene Ontology annotation, molecular function: FAD binding. The transcript has 4 exons. Lineage: Eukaryota; Fungi; Ascomycota; Eurotiomycetes; Eurotiales; Aspergillaceae.
AUGCCAUUGCGAUCGAUUUCGGAGGAAAUAAACCCCCACAAAUUUCGAGUGGUCAUUGUCGGCGGCUCGAUUGCUGGCCUGACUCUUGCCCAUGCUUUAGCUGCCUACAGCAUUGACUUUGUCGUUCUAGAGGCCCGCGAGGAAAUCGCUCCAAAUGUUGGCGCAAGUAUUGGCUUCACCGGGAACUCCCCCCGGAUCCUGGACCAACUUGGUGUGUGGGAUGAACUCGCGGAACUCGCGACCCCUAUAAUCAAUAACUAUGCUUGGAACGAUAAAGGCCAUCUGCUUGGAUACACAGGAGCCUUCAAGCUAUCUCAAGUUCGCCAUGGAUACCAGGUCAUUUUCCUUAUGCGACAACAAGUACUGGACGUGCUCUGGAAUAGGUUGCCAGACAAGAGCCGUGUUCUAACUGGUAAAAAGGUGGUUAAGAUGCAGCAGACCUCCACAGAAGCGACUGUGCACUGCCUCGAUGGGUCUACCUAUACGGGUGAUAUCGUCGUUGGCGCCGAUGGCGUGCACAGUAUCAUUCAUCAAGAGAUGUGUCGACACAUGGAAAUGAUGCAGCUGGGUGAUUCAUUGCUAUCUGAAGAUAAGAGGAUGGUCACGCAAUAUCGCGGUGUCUUUGGUAUUUCAAACUCGGUUGCAGGGAUCAGAGAAGGAGAGAUGCACAAUGUCUUUGUAAAGGGGGCUUCUAUCCUUACUAUUGGCUGCAAGGACCAUGUGUUUUGGAUCGUUGGAGUCAAGAUGGAACGAACAUACUACGCUCCAGAAGCUGUUCGUUUCGAUCAGUCGCAACUGGAAAAUGACCUUGCUUUUUUGAUGAGCAAAUACGUUUGCGCAGGAGUUCAGUUUAAGGAGGUAUAUCAACGAACUAUUAGAUGCAGCCAUCUACCUCUUGAAGAAGGUAUAUUUGAGCGAUGGAAUUGUGGAAGGGUGGCUUGUAUAGGGGAUUCGGUCCACAAGAUGACUCCAAAUCUCGGCCAAGGAGGAUCUUGCGCUAUAGAAGACGCCGCAACCUUGGCCAACGCAAUAAUAGAUAUUGUGGAAAGCCCAGAAAAACAGCAGCUUCCAAAUAUCGAAAGCAGAUUGGACUCCUGGGCAACUGUUAGCAAACCCAGAAUGAGGCUUAUAUGUACACUAUCAGAGAUGGUGAUUCGGAUGCAAUCGCUAGAUAAUGUGGUCUAUAAGAUUACUGGCCCAAUCUUUUCCAAAUACUAUAUGGACGCUUUUGCAGAUCUCAUAUCGGACAUGGGUGUGGGUGGAGAAUGUAUAUCGUUUCUACCUCUACCCAAACGUCAAAGCACCGGGACAAUGCCAUUUGGGAAGCGACAUUAUAUCGGUGCCCCGAUUAUACCAUCCGGCCGUCUAUUUUGGACCAUCCCGCUUAUGAUUUGCUUCUCCUUGAGCAUUAUUAUGUCUCCCGGAAAGGCCCCAGCUUCGAGCCCCUGGGACGUUUAUUCUGCGUUUUCAGAUCUGGGAAUUUUCCAGGCCAUCUGGGCCAUGGAGAGCGCAAGGUUUUGCAACGCCAUAACUUUUAUGAGCUGGUAA